Eupeodes corollae is the source of this 1468-nucleotide messenger RNA. Its product is annotated as venom protease. The record is from RefSeq and is a predicted model, not a curated record. The transcript has 5 exons. Gene Ontology annotation, molecular function: serine-type endopeptidase activity. The coding region runs from base 171 to 1352 and encodes 393 amino acids. Lineage: Eukaryota; Metazoa; Arthropoda; Insecta; Diptera; Syrphidae. Gene Ontology annotation, biological process: proteolysis.
UUUUGUUUGAAACCGCACUCACUGAGAACUACCAAUAUUUAAUUAUUGUUGUUGUUGGUUUUACUUAUGUACAUGUACGAGUACUUUAAUUUCUUGUUUUGCACUUGGAACAAACAGUCGUUUGGUUCGAUAUAUUCUUUCCGUUGCAGUGUUCAAAAUACACAGGAACAAUGAAGAAGUUCCUGUUUUUGGUGAUAGUUUUAAUAUCAUGGAUAAAGAAUAGCUCCGGCUCAGAUAGUUCAUAUAUAGACCUGUUGGAUCGGCAGAAUAAUAAAGACUCUUUGUCUUUGGGAGAAGGACAUCCACCAAGUGAUAGAUUCAAACGACAAGCAGUGUUUCAAAACCCGAAUAAAAAGUAUUCAGAAUGUAUGACUCCAACUGGGCAUCCUGGACACUGCACGCAUAUUAUGUACUGCCGGAUGCCGGAGCUCAAAAAUGAUGUUUGGAGAAUUGUCGAUCAGCUAUGUGUCAUUGAAAAAUCUUCCAUUGGCAUUUGCUGCCCAGAUGAUUACCGCUCGGGGGCUAAUUCGAUAUCUAUUCCUGAAAUAAUAACAAACAUCAAUGAUAACCGUAUAAAUGGAGAAACUAGAAUCGUUAACAGACCUGAAGAACGCGGUUGUGGCAUAACGACAAAACAAUUUCCUCGGAUAGCUGGUGGAAGACCCGCCGAGCCGGAUGAAUGGCCAUGGAUGGCGGCAAUUCUUCGUCAUAAUGUGCCCCAUAUUCAUUGUGGCGGAGUUCUGAUCACUGAUAGAACUGUAUUGACAGCGGCGCAUUGUGUGCACAAUGUUUUAAGAGACGAUAUAUUUGUUCGCUUGGGCGAAUACGAUUUUGAACUUUUCAAUGAAACUCGUUCGAGGGACUUUCGUGUCAAUAGCAUAAUUCAUCAUAUAGACUUUGAUGCACAAACUUAUCAAAAUGAUAUAGCUUUACUCCGAGUGGAAAGACCGGCCCUAUUCAAUACCUACAUUUGGCCAAUAUGUAUUCCACCACCUGGAGAGAAUUGGGAAGGUUGGAAUGCUAUUGUUACGGGCUGGGGCACCUUGUUCUUCAGUGGUCCGCAUUCGAAAGUUCUCAUGGAGGUGAGUGUUCCUGUGUGGAAGCAGAAUGUUUGCGAGAAGCUAUUUGUGGAACGCAUUGACGACACUUUACUGUGCGCUGGAGCUGCUGAAGGCGGUCGUGAUUCGUGCCAGGGCGAUAGCGGAGGACCUCUGAUGGCUCAACUACCCAACCGUCGAUGGGUUGUAAUCGGUCUCGUUUCGUGGGGCUUACGUUGUGGUGAAACAAAUCGUCCCGGACUAUAUACACGAAUUGAUAAAUAUUUAUCCUGGAUUCUUGAAAAUGCAAAUUAAUUAUGAUCUAUUCGAUUAAAGUAAUUUUUCAGUAAAUUUGUAUGUAUAUUUAUUGAUCACUUAAUCCGUCAAGUAAAGAAUAAAAAUAACACAACCUAAACAACUAAAUAAAAUAA